Penicillium argentinense is the source of this 795-nucleotide messenger RNA. Its product is annotated as velvet factor family protein. The coding region runs from base 1 to 795 and encodes 264 amino acids. The transcript has a single exon. The record is from RefSeq and is a predicted model, not a curated record. NCBI's taxonomy places the organism in Eukaryota, Fungi, Ascomycota, Eurotiomycetes, Eurotiales, Aspergillaceae.
AUGCCCCACGGCAUGGAUAACCUCCUCCACCACGAACCCGCAUCGUCACCCUCACCACCACCCCGACGCCCCUCCACGCACUCCCGAUAUCACCUACACGUUCGCCAACAGCCCAUCGCAGCCCGCGCCUGUGGCGCCGGCGACCGAGAUAGACGCCCCGUGGACCCACCGCCCAUAGUGCAAAUUCUCCUCACAGAUUUCGACGCGGAAUCCCAAGACGACCGGGAUAUCCUCGAAGACCCGCGGUUCACAGUAGGCUGUCUUCUCUUCCCAGUGUCAGAUUCAUCCCCGCACAUCCCAACGCCAGAGGACCUACCUCCCGAAGGAGAGGACGGCGUCGCCCGUGCAGACGAUACAUUCUCGACACCUCUGCUCUCGGGGAAGGCGUUCAUGUCGCCGUUCUUCGUGAACGCAGAUCCAGACCCCAACUCCGCGCCCACGCACCCUUCGUACGAGAAUGAGAAUCCUCCAUCUCCAGGCCUCCAGCCGAAUCUACGAAAUGCAUCGAAACUGCACCAGCCCGCGACAUUCUUUAUUUUUGCGGAUCUCUCCAUCAGGACCGCGGGGCUUUAUCGACUGCAGUUCCGGCUGAUGAAUUGGGGCUCCGUCGAAGAUACGGGGCAAUCCAUGCCGAUUCUGGCCGAGGCGUGGUCGGAUCCCUUUCGGGUUUAUCCCGCAAAAGAUUUUCCGGGGAUGAGAGAUUCAAGCAUUUUGGCGGAGGGGCUGAAGGAACUGGGAUUUGUGGAGCUGAAGACAAGGGGAAAGGGUAAGGGGAAAGGGAGGAAGAGGGAGUGA